AUGACAGCCAACGCCCCCUUGGCCGUCGAUAUCGCCAGUCUCGGUCGAGUCCUUCCAGAGGCACCCACGGAAGCAGACGGAUUGACGUAUCAUCUGCAUCAUCUCAUCGCUACCGACAUAUCUCCUCUCGAGAUUUCCACAGAUCUGGAGGAAAACACGCAGCGCUGUGCGGAGCUGUUCGUGCGGAAGCUCUUUUCUUUGCCGCGGGAGGCAUCAGAUGACGGCAUUUUUGUCUACCUGCCCCCCCUACCCAAGAUUGACACUCUGCGCUUUCCUCGAACUCUAAAGCUUCCGUCUUCGCGCCCGUUGACGCGUUGGGAAGCUUUUGCCAAGGCGAAAGGCAUUGAAAAGCGGAAGCGAUCUCGUCUGGUGUGGAGUGAAGAAGUGAAAGACUGGGUACCUCGUUGGGGACCACGUGGCCUUAAGGCUAUUCAGAGACAGGCGCAGGGUGUGCUUGAGGAGAAAGGCGCCGUAACAUUGCACAGCAGAACCGCCAAGACUAAGGAUGCGUCAGCAGGGGCAGCCGCUGGGGGGAAGAAGCGGAAGCGGGUAGCCUCUGCGGAUGCUGCUGCUGCUGCUGCUGCCGCGGGAGUGGUGGAAGACCCCUUCAAGAAGGAGAAACAGCAACGCGAGCUGCAAAAGGCGAAGCAGAAGUUGCGGGAAGUGCGGAACGCAGCGGAGGCUCAAGCAGGGAGGGGAGCCGCGCGAGCCGUCCUAAAGGGCGGCUCUGGCAGUGCACGUUUACCCCCUGGCGUGCCCUUGCUGUCUUCUACGCAAAAGAAGCACAGAAACAAGAGCAAAGAAGAACUCAAAGAACUGCUGCACCGGUGA
This is a messenger RNA of Cyclospora cayetanensis, 831 nucleotides long. RefSeq names its product ribosome biogenesis regulatory protein homolog. Gene Ontology annotation, molecular function: protein binding. Gene Ontology annotation, cellular component: nucleolus; preribosome, large subunit precursor; nucleus. The record is from RefSeq and is a predicted model, not a curated record. Bases 1 to 831 code for a protein of 276 amino acids. The transcript is spliced from 4 exons. Gene Ontology annotation, biological process: ribosomal large subunit export from nucleus; endonucleolytic cleavage in ITS1 to separate SSU-rRNA from 5.8S rRNA and LSU-rRNA from tricistronic rRNA transcript (SSU-rRNA, 5.8S rRNA, LSU-rRNA); ribosomal large subunit biogenesis. NCBI's taxonomy places the organism in Eukaryota, Apicomplexa, Conoidasida, Eucoccidiorida, Eimeriidae.